AUGCUCCAGGAUCUUUGUCAGGAUCUUUGUGGUAUGUUGAUGAGAUUUCGAACUCAACCCAUAGCAAUUGUCGCCGAUAUAGAAAAAGCGUUCCUCCAAAUACGAUUACAGGUAGAUCAACGCGACGCUACUCUAUUCGUUUGGCUCAAAGACUGUGAUCAUCCCACAUUAAACGAACAGAAUAUUCAGGAAUACAGAUUUUGUAGGGUACCUUUUGGAGUAGUCAGUAGUCCGUUUUUACUUGGUGCAACUGUAGAUUUUCACCUGAAAAUUUACAUUGAUGAAGUAGCAGAGAAGCUAAGAAAUAACACAUAUGUAGUUAAUGUUGUUGCUGGAGCGGAAAAUGCCAGUCAAGCAAUGCAUAUAUGCACAAAGGCCAAAUCUAUGUUCACAGAAGCCUCCGUGAAAGUGCCUGGACACUCUUGGGAUGUCAAAAAGGAUACGAUGUCUUUAAAAACUCCAAAAUUCGUUGUAGUCUCACGUGACGUUACUUAA
Molecule: messenger RNA, 495 nt
Organism: Mercenaria mercenaria
Lineage: Eukaryota; Metazoa; Mollusca; Bivalvia; Venerida; Veneridae
Exons: 1
Coding region: 1-495 (164 amino acids)
Source: RefSeq, a predicted model, not a curated record